Argentina anserina (silverweed cinquefoil) is the source of this 1206-nucleotide messenger RNA. RefSeq lists its product as uncharacterized. Lineage: Eukaryota; Viridiplantae; Streptophyta; Magnoliopsida; Rosales; Rosaceae. Bases 1 to 1206 code for a protein of 401 amino acids. The transcript is spliced from 2 exons. Gene Ontology annotation, molecular function: nucleic acid binding; RNA-DNA hybrid ribonuclease activity. The record is from RefSeq and is a predicted model, not a curated record.
AUGGCGCAGCCAAUACUCAAGAAGGAUGUAGAAGCCCUCCAAGGCAGACUCGUGGCAUUAUCUAGAUUCAUAUCAAGACUGACUGACAAGUGUGAGCCGUUCUUCAGAUUGUUAAGGCGCUCUAAGAGUAAACUGAUCGAAUGGACACCAGACUGCCAAGAGGCCUUUCAGGGAUUAAAAGAUUACCUCGCCGCAGUACCAUUACUGUCAACCCCACAGCCGGGUGAACCCCUGUACCUUUACCUCGCAGUAUCCACAACCGCGGUCAGCAGUGCCUUAGUUCGCCGUGAUGGAACUAAAGAACUGCCAGUUUUUUACGCAGGACGAGCCAUGAACGGCCCAGAGACAAGAUACCCAACAUUGGAGCAAUUAGCCCUCGCGCUCAUCGUAGCAGCCAGACGACUGCGCCACUAUUUCCAAGCUCACAGCAUCCACGUACUCACAAAUCAGCCUCUCAAACAAGUACUACAGAAUCCAGAACACUCCGGGCGACUCAGCAAAUGGGCUAUCGAGCUGACAGAAUUCGACAUCGAAUACAGGCCACGACCCGCCGUAAAAGGACAGGCCGUAGCCGAUUUCAUAGCAGAAAUGAUCCCCCGAGAUACGGCGGAAGUGGAACCAGAUAAUGUCAUCAACCCCGUCACGGAGUACGAAGCACUGAUUGCAGGACUACAAUUGGCCCUAAGCACGGGUGCCACUAGCAUUAAUGUGUUCAGUGAUUCUCAGCUCGUAGUCAAUCAAAUCACCGGGUCCUUCACUGCUAAGGAUGAGCAACUAGCAGCCUACCUGGCGUAUGCCACAACAUUAUUAAAGCGGUUCGAAUUCUACCACAUCAAUCAAAUACCGAGGGCCAAUAACGCAAGAGCGGACUCCUUAGCAAGACUCGCCACGACGCAACCCCACCAAUGCCACAAGGAUACCAGGGUCGAAAUUCUCCACCAUCCCUCCAUUCACCAGACCUUGCAACAGAUAUGCCAGAUAGAGCGCGACCAAGCCUCGUGGAUGGAUGAGAUAGUAGCAUUCAAGUGCAACGGCAAGCUACCAGAGGACGAGACCAUGGCAAAACAACUAAGGAGACGGGCGGUAAGAUAUUACCUGCGGAACAACACACUCUAUCGCCAAGGUCUGCUGAAUGCUUUCAGCAGACCUCAAGUGCGUCACAACAAAAGAAGGCAAGCAGAUCUUGAACGAAAUCCACAGCGGUGA